This is a messenger RNA of Aureobasidium vineae, 285 nucleotides long. NCBI's taxonomy places the organism in Eukaryota, Fungi, Ascomycota, Dothideomycetes, Dothideales, Saccotheciaceae. The record is from the annotation of a GenBank genome assembly.
AUGCAGAUUGCCACUAGUCGCUUGUUGGGAUAUAACGAGUUGCCGGUCAAUGUGUUGACGAGUACUUACUGCGAUUUGAUGGGUGAUGCUAAACUGUUCGCAUUGCAUAACGUCAAGAGAAACAGGAGGGCGGCCGCUGUGGUGCUUUUGUUUGCGGGUGCUGUUAUCAGUGGAUGGCUUAUGCGCAGUCAGGGUGGUUUGCAGAGUGUGUUGUGGGUUGCUGCUGGGGUUAAACUGUUGGUUGCGGUGUUUACGUUUACCUUCCAUCCUGGCAAGACCGACUAG